Hemiscyllium ocellatum (epaulette shark) is the source of this 7664-nucleotide messenger RNA. It is a transcript of the gene cnppd1, whose product is annotated as cyclin Pas1/PHO80 domain containing 1. Gene Ontology annotation, biological process: regulation of cyclin-dependent protein serine/threonine kinase activity. Gene Ontology annotation, cellular component: cyclin-dependent protein kinase holoenzyme complex; nucleus. NCBI's taxonomy places the organism in Eukaryota, Metazoa, Chordata, Chondrichthyes, Orectolobiformes, Hemiscylliidae. The transcript has 8 exons. Gene Ontology annotation, molecular function: protein kinase binding; cyclin-dependent protein serine/threonine kinase regulator activity. Bases 12 to 1418 code for a protein of 468 amino acids. The record is from RefSeq and is a predicted model, not a curated record.
CCUGCGGUAAGAUGGCGGACUGGGUGGAUUCGCUCUUUGACUCUCGCUCCUUCCCGUGCUGUGGGCUCCAGGAGUUCAGUCUGCUUCCUGGCCACAGCAAGUUGACAGAGAGAGUGAAAAAGCGACUCUACUAUGGUCGAGAUAUGGAUUACAGCAUGGAUGCUCUAUCCUGUCCUGUCACCGACAUUGCAGUUGAACUGCUUCAGAAAUCAGCACCAAGUCCCAUUCGAAAACUCCAGAAGAAAUACGCAGCUCACGUGGCUAGGGAGGCCUGUAUCUCGCCUUGUGCAAUGAUGCUUGCUCUCGUCUACAUUGAACGACUAAGGCACCGAAAUCCAGAGUACCUACAGCAGAUCUCCUCGUCUGACCUUUUUUUAAUAUCCAUGAUGGUUGCCAGUAAAUACUUGUAUGAUGAAGGAGAAGAGGAAGAGGUGUUUAAUGACGAGUGGGGAGCCGCAGGCAAGCUGGAUGUUCAAGUGGUCAACACUCUGGAGAUGAACUUUCUGCGAGCAAUUGAUUGGAACUUGUAUGUAAACACCCAGGAAUUCUUUGAGCUUUUGAGUCGAUUGGAGGGAAGAGUGGCUGAGUCGCAAGGACUGAAACGAGGCUGGUUUACAUACACUGACCUGUGUGUAAUACUGGAACAGGCACUAUGGCAACAGGCAUUUACAGAACUCUACCAGCAUGUUGUUAAGGUUGCUUGCAUGAUGGGACUUGUGUAUCUUACCAGUGUUGCAGGAAUUAUUGCUGGAACUGCAGUCCUGCGCCAGGCAGUCUUUUCAAAGGGUCAGAUAUGUGUGAUUUCCCAGAACCAAGAGCCUGUUUUGAGCCAGGGGGUUAUCCUGGACCCAGUGGAAUGCACCCAGGAGGCCGAGACCUUUCUGUCAACACCAUUUGAAGCAGCAGCCGGUAAUCUGGUCCAGUCUCGAGACUCUCCUUCCGGUCUUCCCUGCUGUAUCUUAGAAGCUGAUGGUAGCAGGGUGAACUCUGGCAUCGGGGUAACUGCACUCUGUCUUUGGGGGACCGUCCUGACUUCACUCACUUACAGUAAUGACGUGAGGGCCUCCCGAGAGGGAGCUAGAAUCACGGCGCCCAUUUCUUGUUCGAAUUGUUGUAAGCUGCACAGUGAGGCCGGGCUGGCCGUUAAAUGCCGGUCAUCAAACCAAACAUCUGUCCAGAUCGCCUUUCGUCAACACAGCCCAUUGGAAGCAUAUGCCUCCAUCCAUUCACACAACACCCUGCCUCAUGUUGGAUGCAAUGGUUGUACAAAAGAGACUGAGUUAAACGGAAAGCCCCCUCACAGCAUUGAACGACUGAUGGACCUCCUGUGUCUCCCUGGUUCCCUAAGGAUGAGUCAAUGCCCUGUGGAAACAGCAUUGGCAUUUAACCAGCUUGUGAUGCCAGUCUUACCCAGUUAGGAGCUUCGCACUCCCAUCGGUCAGAUUUUUGGAAUCGAUAAUUACGGCUAUGUCAGACUGAACAGUUUUCUCUUCUUUGCCCACACCCGGAUCCGACUUAUGAUCUUUUGAGUAAUCUUUAAAUCCAGCCAUGAAAUUAGCAAGACCAAUGUUAACAUCGCAAUAUAACCUUAGUCAGCCACAAAAUCUGUUCUCCAGAAUUGGCAGCUAUACCUAACCUAAACACCAGUGAGAAACACCAUAAAUCCACCAAAUGCUGCCAAGUUUAUGCUUGGUAAGAAGCUGGUCAUUUUGUCUCCAAGACAAAAAUUUUAGACAUGGUGUGUAAUAUGAGCAAUAAAUUUGAUUUAUAAGCAGACACCAUUGGUGUCGAUCCAUGUAUCAAAUCUCAAGGUGCUUUGCAUACAAUGAAUUACCUUAAAGUGCAGCAGUCCCUCAUGUAGGAGAACGCAGCAGCAGCCUUCUGCGUAGCAGAUUCCUCCAAACAAAAAUGUAAAGAAUGUUAUGUUUUGAUGCUCUUGGGUGAGAGAGGGAUGUUGACUUGGGCAAGAGAAAAGCAGAGCGGUGGGAUUUUACUUUCACAUCCAUGCUAACAAACUGGAGUGAGCAGACAGGAGCUCUCUUUGACAUUUCAGCUGAAGGACAGUAUCUCUGGCAAAGCAGCACUCCUGCAUAUCCGCAGUGUGUGCUGCCAUGUAUUAAAUGGAGCCUGAAUCAGAAUGUUUUCACUGCAAAUGAAGGAAGAUGUGAUGCAAAUGCUGUUGGAUCAUUGUACUUUGUUUACUUUUGAUUCAUGGGCCCUGCUGUGUCUGGGAUUUGGAGAUUAUAAAUCUCAGUAUUUUGUAUUCUGGUGAUUGAAGGGCUUCUUUAAUGAAAAGGUUUAAUGGAAGUGGCUAAGAAAUGGGCAUGGGAUACAAAAAAAAGUCUAUAUUUCUGAAAUCUUAGCCAUAUGUUGAUCUCUGUUGAGAGACGUGAAAAAAGGAGACACCACUUUUAACGUUGGGAACUUAAAUCUGUAUCUUUCCUAAAACAUCUUUUGAGCUAUCCGAGUGUCAACUCUAUUCACGAUACAAUACUGUGUAUUGUAUUCACUACUGGGCUGGUUACUGAGUGAUUGAAGGAUAAGGGAAGCAAAAACCGAAGUUGCUGGAAAAGCUCAGCAGGUCUUGGCAGCAUUUGUGAAGAGAUCAAGGAAGCACUGGAGGUUUAAGUUAAAUUUUGUAAUUAGCACUUGGUUUAAUUCGGUCAUCACUUAACCAGAACUUAGCUGCAAAGAUUACCUUAUGAUUUCUCCCAUCCAGAUUUAAUUGUGCUCUGCUAAGUGUACAAGAUGCCGUCGAAAUGUAAACAGUUCCCUCCUCUCUCGUCCCAAAUGUGUAAUUCAGUAUUUUCUUUUAUGUAGCCUCUGCGUUUGUUGUAAUUUAGAGCAGCAGUAAGUUAGAGAGUAACCUUCAUUCCCUCCCCAGUCCCCAAGCCGAUUGUCUGGUCUUCCUGGAUUACUGUCUCAUUGUUGAGGAAGUAACCAAUUCCCUUGAACUGCCUUGGUCCUGGUUUUUUUAUACAACAUCGAACAGUACAGCACAGAACAGGCCCUUCAGCCCACGAUGUUGUGCUGACCACUGAUCCUCAUGUAUGCACCCUCAAAUUUCUGUGACCAUAUGCAUGUCCAGGAGUCUCUUAAAUGUCCCCAAUGACUCUGCCUCCACAACUGCUGCAGGCAACGCAUACCAUGCUCUCACAACUCUGCGUAAAGAACCCACCUCUGACAUUCCCUCUAUACUUUCCUCCAACCAGCUUAAAGCUAUGACCCCUCGUGUUAGUCAUUUCUGCUCUGGGAAAUAGUCUCUGGCUAUCGACUCUAUCUAUGCCUCUCAUUAUCUUGUAUACCUCAAUUAGGUCCCCUCUCUCCUCCUUUUCUCCAAUGAAAAUAGUUCGAGGUCAGUCAACCUCUCUUUGUAAGAUAAGCCCUCCUGUCCAGGAAGCAUCCUGGUAAAUCUCCUCUGAACCCUCUCCAAAGCAUCCUCAUCUUUCCUAUAAUAGGGUGACCAGAACUGGACGCAGUAUUCCAAGUGCGGUCUAACCAAAGUUUUAUAGACCUGCAUCAAGAUCUCACGACUCUUAAACUCAACCCCCCUGUUAAUGAAAGCCAAAACACCAUAUACUUUCUUAACAACCCUAUCCACUUGGAUGGCCAUUUUAAGGGAUCUAUGUACCUGCACACCAAGAUCCCUCUGUUCCUCCACACUGUCAAGAAUCUUAUCCUUAAUUCUGUACUCAGCUUUCAAAUUCGACCUUCCAAAAUGCUUCACCUCACAUUUAUCCAGGUUGAACUCCAUCUGCCACCUCUCAGCCCAUGUCUACAUCCUGUCAAUGUCCCGCUACAGCCUACAACAGCCCUCUACACUGUCAACAACACCUCCAACCUUUGUGUUGUCUGCAAACUUGCUGACCCAUCCUUCAAUCCCCUCAUCCAAGUCAUUAAUAAAAAUUACAAACAGUAGAGACCCAAGGACAGAGCCCUGUGGAGCACCACUCACCACUGACUUCCAGGCAGAAUAUUUUCCUUCUACUACCACUCGCUGUCUUCUAUUGCCCAGCCAAUUCUGUAUCCAGACAGCUAAGUUCCUCUGUAUCCCAUUCCUCCUGACCUUCUGAAUGAACCUACUGUGGGGAACCUUAUCAAAUGUCUUGCUGAAGUCCAUAUACACCACAUCCACAGCUCGACCCUCAUCAACUUUUCUAGUCACAUCCUCAAAGAACUUCAUCAGGUUUAUGAGGCAUGACCUGCCCGUCUCAAAGCCGUGUUGACUGCAUUUAAUCAGGCCAUGCUCUUCCAGUUGGUCAUAAAUCCUAUCCCUCAGAAUCCUUUCUAACACCUUGCAGACGAUAGAUGUGAGACUGACUGGUCUGUAAUUGCUGGGGAUUUCCCUAUUUCCUUUCUUGGAGAGGAAUUACAUUUGCCUCUCUCCAGUCCUCAGCUACGACUCCAGUGGAGAGCGAGGAUGCAAAGAUCUUCGCAAGUGGCGAAGCAAUCCCAUUUCUCGUUUCCCAAAGCAGCCGAGGACAAAUCUGGUCUGGGCCUGGCGACUUGUCAAUCUUAAUGUUUGACAAAAUUUUCAGCACAUCAGCUUCGUCUAUCUCUAUCCAUUCCAGCAUGCACACCUGCUCUUCAAAGGUUUCAUUCACUGCAAAGUUCGUUUCUUUCAAAAGACAGAAGCAGAAAACUCAUUUAGGGCUUCCCCUACCUCCUCAGACUCCACACACAAGUUCCCUAUGCUAUCCCUGUUCGGCCCUACUCUUUCUUUGACUAUUCUCUUACUCCUCACGUAAGUGUAAAAUGCCUUUGUGUUCUCCCUAAUCUGUUCUGCCAAGCCUUUCUCGUGCCCCCUCCUGGCUCUCGUCAAACCAUUUUUGAGCUCCUUCCUCGCCUGCCUGUAAUCCUCUAGAGCUGAGCUUGACCCUAGCUUCCUCCACCUUAUUUAAGUUACCUUUUUCCUUUUGACGAGAACUCCACUGCUCUUGUCAUCCAAGGUUCCUUUAUCUUACCAAUUGCUUGUCACAGAGGGACAUAUUUAUUCAUCACUUGCAACAAAUGUUCCUUAAACAGUCUCCACAUGUCUAUAGUGCCUUUACCAUGGAAUAAUUGCUCCCAUUCCAUGCUUCCUAACUCGUGUCUAAUUGCAUCUUAGUUUCCUCUUCCCCAAUUAACUAGCCUCCUAUUUUGCCUAAUCCUCUCCUUCUCCAUAGCUAUGUAGAAGGUGAGGCAGUUGUGGUCACUAUCACCAAAAUGCUCUCCCACCACGAGAUCUGAUACCUGCCCUGGCUCGUUUCCGAGCAUCAAGUCUAGAAUGUCCUCUCCCCUCGUCAGCCUGUCAACGUACUGAGUUAGGAAACGCUCCUGAACACACCUUACAAAAACAGCUCCAUUCAAAUCUUCUGCUCGAAGGAGGUUCCAAUCAAUAUUGGGAAAGUUAAAGUCACCCAUUACAACAACCCUACUACAUUCACACUUUUCCAAAAUCUGCCGACCUAUGCUUUCUUCCAUCUCCCUGCUGCUAUUGGGGGGCCUGUAAUAAACCCCUAACGAGGUGACUGCUCCCUUGCUGUUCCUAAUUUCCACCCAUACUGACUCGGUAGGCAGAUCUUCCUCGACAAUGGAAGCUUCUGUUGCUGUGAUACCCUCUCUGAUUAGUAGUGCUACACCCCCUCCUUUUUUACCCCCCUCCCUAUUCUUUUUAAAUGCUCUAAACUCUGGAACAUCCAGCAACCAUUCCUGCCCCUGAGAAACCCAUGUCUCUGUUAUGGCCACAACAUCAUAGCACCAGGUACUGAUCCAUGCUCUAAGCUCAUCACUUUUAUUCCUGAUACUCCUUGCAUUAAAGCAAACACACUUUAACUGAUCCCUUGGUUCCUUCCCAGGAAAAUCCUUCCCACUAGCUGGUCUACCUCUUGUUAUUGCCUCAUCUGCAUCAACUCUCACCUCCGGUAUACAGCUCAGGUUCCCACCCCCCUGCCAUACUAGUUUAAACCCUCUCGAACUACUCAAGCAAACCUCCCACCCAGGACAUUGGUCCCCUUCCAGUUCAGGUGCAACCCAUCCUUCUUGUACAGGUCCCACCUUCCCCAGAAGGCAUCCCAAUUAUCUACAUAUCUGAAGCCCUCCCUCCUACACCAGCUGCGCAGCCACGUGUUAAGCUGCGCCCGCUCCCUGUUCCUCGCCUCGUUAUCUCGUGGCACCGGUACUAAACCCAAGAACAGUACUCUGUCCGUCCUGCUUUGCGGCUUCCAUCCUAACUCCCUGAAAUCACUUUUUAUAUCCUCGAUACUUUUCCUGGCUAUAUCAUUGGUGCCAAUAUGUAACACGAUUUCUGGCUGUUCGCCGUCCCCUUUUAGAACCGUAUACACCUGAUCGGAGACAUCCUGGACCCUGGCACCCGGGAGGCAACAUACCUUCCGGGAAUCCUGAUCCUGACCACAUAAUCUACUAUCCAGUCCCCUACCACGAGUACUUUUCUAUUCUGCCCCCUUCCCCUCUUUGCCAGAGUGUCAGGCUCAGUGCCAGAGAACUGACUGCUAUGGCUUUCUUCUGGAAGGUCAUUUUCCCCCCACCCCCAAGCAGUAUCCAAAACAGUAUACUUAUUCCUGAGGGGAAUGUCCAGAGGGGAUCUCUGCACUGUCUCACUGUCCCCUUUCCUCCCCCUAACUGUAACCCAUUUCUCCUUGUCCUGAGCCUUAGGAGUGACCAACUCCCGGUAACUCCUCUCAAUUACCAGAUGGGAGUGAUGGAAUGUAAAAUAUAGCAGGACCACUGCUUCUGAUCAUUACCUAUGUAGGCCAGGCCGGCCAGAACAUUUUCAUUGGCAAGGUUGUAACAAUGGAAUUUGUCCUGACCCUGCCCCUUGCAGUUUGAGUGUGCCAAACAUUGGUCGGGUUAAAAGGGGGAGGACAGGGUGUACCUGAAAGAGCUCACCCCAGCAAGGAUCAUACGUCUCAGGAAGCAUGAGGCUAAAAAGAACCAUCCCUUAAGACAGUUCUUCAACAUGUGUCCCCCUAGCAAGUGAAGUAUCUUAUAAAAACAACUAUCCAUCCACCAACUAUUUUGAAUCCAGGAUCCAGGAAUUGAGGCUUUGAAAAACUCCAGCUAGUCAUCGAAUUAGAUGUGACAGUUAAAUAAUCAGAGCAAUUUUUGCUGCAAGCAUCAUCACAGCAAGUACACAAUAUAGUGCAACAAUAGGCUUUGUACCUGUAAAUUUAGGAAUGAUGUCGAGAAAGGACUAGCCUUCUAGAAAGAUGCAGUUGCCUUCCUUCCUCUGAUCUCAUUCGAUGGCCAGAGAUUUAUGAUCAUGAAAGACAAUCUACAUUCAAUAAGCAAGUAACAUUUUUGCUAUCUUGAAAACUUUGCUGGAGGAACUCAACAAGUCUGGCAGCAUCAAUGGAGAAACAGAGUUAAUCUUUCAAGUCCAACGUGACUCUUCAUUGAACUCAACUUUCAGUCUCGAUAGCUGCUGCCAGACUCCCUGCAUUUCUCCAGCACUUUCUGUUCUGAUUUCAGCGCUCCAAUGCCUGCAAUAUUUUGCUUUUAUUUUGAUGUUUUUGCUACGAUGGACAUUUAGUUUUUCAGAUCUUUGUGUUAAACUUAAAUAUCUAUGCACCAACAUGUCAGUGCUGGUUCCAACAGGGCUGCAGACCCAAAAGAGAAGGCUAAGUAAAACAUGCUGGAAAUCUGAAAUAAAUGCUGGAAACACA